ACAUUUGUUUAUGAGUUUAUUUGGAUUUGAAAAUAGAAGAAAAUGUUAUCUACGGCAAGACGUGAGCUGAAUUGUAAAUCGGGACCUAUUGGGAGCACACGAGUUCGACACGUUCUCAAGGAUUUCUGUUUUGAUGGGAAUAUUAGCGACGUGGAUGAUGAAGUGACUAAGGUUCUUUUAUUGGGUUGUGGCGAUCUAAGAAAUACCUUUCAAGCAACAACUUCCAAGAAUCCUCAAAAUUUAGAGAUUCAUCUCAAUGAUUUAAAUCCUUCUAUCUUGGCUCGAAACAUCAUAAUUUUGAAAAUUGUGUCAGCACAUGAUUUCAAUCCCGAUAAUGAUGAAGAUUUUGGUUUUCUGUGGGAUGUGUGGUACAAUGUUGAUUGGCCAGAAGAAACCAGGAAGAGGUUUCUUUCUAUUGUUAAGGAGUUGAUGAUUGAGAAAUUACCAGAUAAUGUCUCAAUUCCAAACAAAAGUCACCUUGAGAAAUUGAAGAGUUUGUGGAGUAAUUGGCAUUCUGUUUCCUCUAAAAACAAAACUGAUUCUGAAUCACUCUUGAGAAAAGUCUGGGGACAAAGGAAUCAAUGCUUGUUGGACCUGUGGGCUGUCUUGUACUCUCCAGGACAUUUACAAGAGAAAGCACAGCUAAAAAAUGCUGAUCUCUUCACUGCCUCAGUAAAUGAACUGGCUAAGCAGUUUCUAGAUCGUGAAUAUUUCAUAGGAUUGGCUCCUAGUGUUAAAAAAAAGAUUAACAAUGAAGUGCUCGAAUGCUUCAGAAAUGGCAGUAGCCGCCGUCAAAAUGACGAACCCUUACACCCAUGA
Daphnia pulicaria is the source of this 819-nucleotide messenger RNA. RefSeq lists its product as uncharacterized. Gene Ontology annotation, cellular component: nucleus. Lineage: Eukaryota; Metazoa; Arthropoda; Branchiopoda; Diplostraca; Daphniidae. Bases 43 to 819 code for a protein of 258 amino acids. The record is from RefSeq and is a predicted model, not a curated record. Gene Ontology annotation, biological process: regulation of transcription by RNA polymerase II. The transcript is spliced from 3 exons. Gene Ontology annotation, molecular function: DNA-binding transcription factor activity, RNA polymerase II-specific.